GGCAUUAGCUGCAUCGAAUCUUUACCUGCAUGACUAGAAUCUUUGGAAACUCUCUCUUCUCCUUAUUGGCAGGGGUUUCACCGGAUUUCCAUCCUAUUUGAGCUUGAUCCAUUUUCUCCGUGUCGUCACCUAUUACUUUUGGUCGCAUUCCCAUUCCCAACCCUUCAUAUUAUCACCCUCAACAUCAACAUUCACAUCAACACUUUUCCCUUUCCCUCCCCUUUCCUCGCUCGGUUCCCGUCCCGACUGAAAUACAACUGCGCAAUAUAAUAUUAUAUCAGAUUCUGUAUUGCUUCCGUGUCUUCACAUCCUUCAUUUCAUCUACAUCUAUUAUAUUCACUCGUUAUCGAAACUCACUCCCUUUCUGAUCCCACAGAGUCUGACCUCACCUCGCCCUCUGUAGAAGCUUUUCCUAGGUAUAAUACAAUAGAACAAUACUACCACCUGCUUGCUUCCAAGCCAAAAGUUUCAUUCCACCAUCUCACUCUACGCACCUUUUUACAUAAUAUACCUUCGCCAUCGUCCAUUCAACAAACAUUCAUCUAGGAUUAACCCCACUUGAUCAGUCGCAAAGUUUAAGGGAAUAUACGCAUGACCUAAUCGACAUAUAAUUCUUACAAGUUCCGCUAUUAACUUCUCAACACUUCACGAAUCGGGGCGCAUUUGCAAAUCUGCGUUGGUGAAAUCCGCCUCCGUACUACACCACAUCCCCAACAAACAUCCAUUUCUUUUGCAACAAUAAAUCGACAAUGCAGUACGUGCGAAGUAUCAGCGGUUCCGUUUCGAAAACCUGGAAUUCGAUAAAUCCAGCAACGCUCAGCGGAGCAAUCGAUGUUAUAGUCGUUGAGCAGGAAGAUGGGUCAUUGGCAUGUUCACCAUUUCACGUUCGCUUCGGGAAGUUCUCUCUCCUUCGGCCAUACGAGAAGAAGGUCGAAUUUAGAGUCAACGAUGUCAAACAAGAUUAUGCCAUGAAGUUGGGAGAAGGGGGAGAGGCAUUCUUCGUGUUCGAGACCAGUGAUAAUAUUCCAGAAGCUAUGCAGACGUCACCUCUGGUUUCGCCAGUUUCCAGUCCGCCAUUGCCAGCGUCGGGUGCGCACCCGGCAAGUCUGUCGGAACCUGACUUCCUAGCAUUAGAUAUGGGCCAUAAAAGUCUAAGAUCAGACAGUUUUACAAAAUCUGCGGGAGGCCCAUAUCCUAGGAGGCAAAGUAAUCUCAGUGCUUUGACACCACCAUCGAUAUCUUCAGAGCUCUCUGGAGAUUGUUCGGGCGUUCAACGGAGCCAUACAGACGAAUUCUUGUCAUCUUCGGCUCGCACGAACAUUAGCGAUUUGACGGAACGAGAUAGGCAAACACGGUCCAUGACACCCACUGUUGCAGCUGUCGAUGGACAAUCGGAUGUUUUCACUGAAAGAUCGCACAGCCCUCCACCUCUGCCAACACGCGAAGCAAUAGAAAGGGCGAUGGCAUUGUCGAAUCGUCUUCAAGCCUCAAACAUACCAAGUCAGGUCACCGAAACCGGUGACUUGAUGUUGGAUAUGACGGGCUACAAAAGUAGUGACGAUGAUGCUCUUCGGGCAGAGGUUAUUGCGCGAAAGGUUUUGUCAGAAGAAUUGGAAGGCAAUUAUGAUAUUGGUGCUCUCAUUGGUGCCGAUGAGAACGGAAACCUUUGGAUAUACAGCAGUGAAGAGGCAAAAGAAGCUGCAAGUCAGAGGGCGGCAAUGGCAGGCAUUAAUGCGUCUGGAUUGACGACCGAUACUUCUUCGGAUUUAGGAUACAGUAGCGAAACAGAUAGUGAUAUCCUUCACCCACCGAUCGUUCCAACUCACCGACGCGCCGACUCUGAGUCAUUGGGAAUGCAAACACCACCCAAGACACCCACUGGAACUGCUGGUGAUCCAAAUCGAAACUAUGCCAAAACUUUGCGGUUGACUAGCGAUCAAUUAAAAGCUCUCGGCCUCAAGUCCGGCCCAAAUCCUGUGAGCUUUACUGUCAACCGAGCAACUUGUCAGGCAAAUAUGUAUCUCUGGAGAUAUGAUGUUCCUAUUGUAAUUUCUGAUAUUGAUGGAACCAUCACAAAGUCAGAUGCUUUGGGCCAUGUUUUGAAUUAUAUCGGAAGAGAUUGGACUCAUAUUGGAGUUGCCAAACUCUACACGGAGAUCAUUAACAAUGGUUACAACAUCAUGUAUUUGACCUCUCGAUCGGUCGGUCAGGCGGAUACGACCAGAGCCUACCUCAACGGUGUGGUACAGGAGGAUUAUCGCUUACCGAAGGGCCCAACCAUCUUGAGUCCUGAUAGAACGCUCGCAGCUUUGAGACGAGAAGUUUAUAUCAGAAAGCCAGAAGUCUUUAAAAUGGCUUGUCUACGAGAUAUCAAAAACUUGUUCGGCCCUAAUCGCACACCAUUCUAUGCAGGUUUCGGUAACAGACUCACUGAUGCACUGUCAUACCGCUCGGUCAGUAUUCCAAGCAACCGCAUUUUCACUAUCAACAGUUACGCAGAAGUAUCGUUAGAUUUGCUCAGUCUCAACAAAUUACGAUACAGCUAUGUGAAUAUGCGAGAGGUUGUGGAUCAUUACUUCCCACCGGUCAACACCCUCAUCACCAGCGGAGGUGAAGAAUACACUGACUUCACAUAUUGGCGAGAACCUGUCCUUGAGCUUGACGAUUUCAGUGGGUCUGAGAGUGAUGAAAAAGAUCUUGAGGAGAGAGAAGAGGAAGAGGAGGAUGACGAGGAUGACGAGGAAGAUAACGAACAGUUGGGUGACAGUUAUAUCUCUCGCGAGUCUUUAGACGAGGACAAUUACUACGAGGAAGGUCUGGAUGAAAGUCUGUUGAUGGAGUCAAUAGAGGGGGAUGAUGGUCUGGGGAGAAGUAUGCUAUUAGAAGGAGAAGGCCAAGAUCAGGAAUACUAUGACAACGCAAUUGAAGAUGACGAUUACGAAGAGGAGUCACAGUUAGAAGGGGGUGGUGUCAGACUAGAUGAUCAGCUCACUCCUCAACCCCAAAAACUUGAUACCGAUGCUGAGGUCAUUACGGGACUCAAAAAUCUUGCUUUAAAGGAAGAAAAUUCCGACGAUUAGAAGGUUUAAAUCUUCAUCACGAGGAUAACAUAGGAACACGGGAUUUCAACAUUCCUGUAUACUUAAUAGUAGCGGAGAGGGAUGCGGGAUGAGACGCAGACAAGCCCAAACGAGGUAUGGGAAAUGAAUGAAAGGAGCUUGGGUGUUGAAGUGCAGCGUAGCGAUGAGAAUUUUCAACGAAAUACCUUUGGCAGCAAGUGUAUAUUAGCAUAUUGUAGGAGUUUAGAUGAGUGAGCAUGGAUUGGGCUGGAACUUUUUUUCUUUUUCUUCCUCUCUUUUGGAGGAUGUAGGUUAUCUUUCAUGGGUGGCAUGGUAUGGGAUCGGUAUGGAUAUACAAAGGGCAUGUAUUGGAGAAGGGCAUAGGGUGGAGUAUUUAACUUCUUCUUUUUGAUUAGAAAGAAUAGAGAGAAUUUUCACAUUGUUAUAGCA
This is a messenger RNA of Botrytis cinerea B05.10, 3509 nucleotides long. It is a transcript of the gene Bcpah1, whose product is annotated as Bcpah1. Gene Ontology annotation, biological process: triglyceride biosynthetic process; fatty acid catabolic process. Lineage: Eukaryota; Fungi; Ascomycota; Leotiomycetes; Helotiales; Sclerotiniaceae. The record is from RefSeq and is a predicted model, not a curated record. Gene Ontology annotation, cellular component: nucleus. The coding region runs from base 750 to 3080 and encodes 776 amino acids. The transcript has 2 exons. Gene Ontology annotation, molecular function: phosphatidate phosphatase activity.